CGCCUUCCCGGCAGGCCCUGCGCGACGCCUGCGCGCUCGCUGACCUUCCCGAGUCGUUGACGGCCGGAAUCCAGGUCCUGCGGCGAAAUGCUUCAAAGCAUUAUUAAAAACGUCUGGAAUCCCAUGAAGCCCUACUAUACCCAAGUCUACCAGGAGAUCUGGGUAGGAAUGGGACUGAUGAGCCUCAUCGUUUAUAAAAUCAGGAGUGCCGACAAAAGAAGUAAAGCUUUGAAAGGUUCAAGCCCCUCGUCUGGUCACGGUCAUCACUAGCCAGCUCUCCUGGAGCGCACACGAGAGGGCACAUCGGCCUGCCUGUGAAUUGGAGCUCUGCUGGACCUGUCCGCGCCCUUCACCUCGGGGCGUGAAUAAAUGUCUGCAAUGCA
Messenger RNA from Tupaia belangeri chinensis (Chinese tree shrew), 383 nucleotides. RefSeq names its product ATP synthase membrane subunit j (gene ATP5MJ). Bases 88 to 270 code for a protein of 60 amino acids. Lineage: Eukaryota; Metazoa; Chordata; Mammalia; Scandentia; Tupaiidae. The transcript is spliced from 4 exons. The record is from RefSeq and is a predicted model, not a curated record. Gene Ontology annotation, cellular component: mitochondrion; proton-transporting ATP synthase complex.